Messenger RNA from [Candida] anglica, 4083 nucleotides. NCBI's taxonomy places the organism in Eukaryota, Fungi, Ascomycota, Pichiomycetes, Serinales, Debaryomycetaceae. The record is from the annotation of a GenBank genome assembly.
AUGCAGGGGGGUGUCAGAGAGUCGUCAAGUCGGACGCAGAGCAUUGCGUCCACUAUGAUAUUGACAGCAGAAGACACAUCCUACGAAAAUGUUGAUACUAAUCGAUUAUAUGAGGCCGUGUUAAAGAUUCUUAUUUUGGAGUACCGUAACGAAGCUAGGUUUCGUACCCCAUUGCCACUGACUUCAAACGAGAGUGCAGGUUCUGGGGCCAAUGGUGGGGCCAGUGCUAACUCAUCUUCUGGGAACGGGUCGUCAUCCUCCACAUUUUCAAGUUAUUAUAAGAGUAGCUCUAAAAUAGAUGGAUCUAAAGAUGACGUUGCAUUACCGCCACAUAUUAUUUCUCUGUUGGAGAAACGUUUGAAUUUGAUUGCUUUGAAGAAACAAGAUCUGCAUCUUGAUGAGCUUACAAGAAGAUCUCUUUUGAGACUUUAUAGUGAAUUGCUUGAUCCCAAAUUUAAAGCAGAAGUGUCACGAAUAAAUAAACCUGAAUAUUUAGUGAUGAAGUUUGUAUCGUGUUCCAACAAGGAGAUGGUGAAAGUUGGUACUAUUCCUGCAAAUGAAGUGAGCACGGCAGUUUUCAAACAAACUGGAAGCUUUGUACAAAUAUUAAUCAGUUUGGUUCAAAAGGAUAAGAAUAGUGAACUUAUAACCAAAAAAUUGAAUGAAUAUAAACAAUCUUUGAAUCCAAGUAGUGGAUCCAAAUCAGGAAAGUCUGUGUCCGAUUCCAAUUCCAAAUCAAAUUCUUCCAUUGCAUCUUUGGCCAAUUCUACGCCAUCGUCUUCUACACCAUUAAAGUAUCCACAACCUUCAUUCAGAGUUUCCGAUAUGGAACAGGCGAUGAUUGAAUUAUUAAUGAAAUUAUUCUCCGUAGAUAAAGUCAAAUUACAAACAGAUAUAUUCAAACUUAAAGAAAUGGCUCAAGAAAAAGCCUUACAUAAGGAUAUCCAACAAGUACAAUUCUAUUUAGGUAAAGAUUUAGGACAACAUCUGGAAAAAUCUUUCCUCAAGAAAGAAUAUUAUGAUGCAUGGAAGGCCAGGGAAGAAGCAUUUUGCACUCAAUUACUUGCAAAAUAUCAAAUCCCACCUUCCAUGAGACUUGUAUCUAUUCCACAAUUACGAUCAGGCGAAGAUUUUUAUAUACUUCCCACUUCAGCAUAUACAAGAGCGUAUUUUGUGGUUCUUUUAAGGAAAUGUUUAGAACUGGAAGAAAAGCAAGAGUCUAAAGAUGAUGUUGCACGUUUAUUUUCUAAACCAGCUCUUGAUUUGAUUAGUCAUUGCUCCAAGUUUUGGCGUAUUGAUUUCCCAACCAGAGCAACUUCAUUGUACACUGCUGCUCAUCUUUCUGGAAUUUUAAAUGAUAAAUUCUCUAACUCCAAAGAUCUUGGACCCAUUGAUAUAGAAAGGACGACCUUGGUGUUACAUUUCUGUAAAAGAGUCAUUGAAGAUUUGGGAAAACUCGACUGGGAAGACAAACAGGUUUGGAGUCUCAAAGAUCAAGAUAUUUGGAGUCGUAAUUUGACGUGUACUUAUAAUCAGGUAUUCCUACUGAUUAAGGAUAGUUUACAAUUGAUUUUUAAUAAAACGGUUAAACCGAAAUUUGGUCCUGAUCUUUCUUUCCUUGGAGAAUAUCUUGAAGCUGAUAGUUUAUUCUUCAAAGUUGAAGAGACUGGAAUAUCUAAAAAGUGGGAAAAGAGGUUAUCCAAAACGUUAUUACGGGUGUCAGAGCUAAGAUAUGCUGAAUUGCUUGGGAAUUUACCGAGAGAUGAUACUUUAAGUAUCAUUCAUAUUCUUGAUAUUUCUGACAGUAUUGUUGGAGAUAUAAAAAUGCUCCAAAAACGAUACAAAAGUCCAUUAUUGGGAUUUUUGAAUGUUUCUCGUACUACCGCUGCGGUUAUUACUGGUAUGUUUGCUUCUGACUCUAGAAAUAUUUUGAAACAUAUUAGUGCUUAUGCAAAGCAAAAGAAUGAAUUCUUACCAUAUGCAGAUGCAAUCGAGGCAUAUAAAUCUUUGUAUGAAAUAAGAGAAAUUUUUAACCAAGUUUCUUUUUCAAAAUCUGUCUUCAAAUUUGAUUUAGAGUCAUUCUUCUAUCCAUUUUUGGAAGCAUGGGUUGAAGAAAGUGGGGUUAGAAUUCGUAAUAUUAUUGACGAAGCUAUCAAUAGAGAUGAUUUCGAACCAAUAGAUAUUGAUAACGAUUCAAAGAAAUUCAGUUCUUCUGUAUUGGAUAUAUUUACCUUGAUCAAAGAGUAUUUGAAAAUUUUGAAAAGUUUGAAUUGGUCAAAUGAAUAUCAAUUAGCAAAAGUAUACACCACUCUUUUGAAAAGCAUUUCUGAUGGUGUAUUGACAUAUGCUGCAAAAAUUACUGAUAAAAUCAUAGGUGAAUUGGACGAAGAAGAAAAGAAAAAAGCAUUGAAAGAAGCCAACGAAUUGGAAAGACAGAAGAAUGUGGGUGGCGGUGCAAACUGGUUCAAUGAAGUGAAGAACGUGGUUUCAAAUAUUCAAAAUAGUGCAAGUAGGUUGGAGACAGAGGAACCAUACAAUUUCCGACCAGAGACUUGUAUUGCCCUUAAUAAUCUUUCUGCCAUGAUGGAACAAUUAAGUAAGCUUGAAGAAUUUUUGGAUCCAGAACUUAUCUCUUCAACUGUUGACACAUAUGAGCCAAAUUCGAAUAAGAAUUAUACCAGUCAUGUGUUCUCGGUCCGAAUUAUUAAGGCAGAAAAUAUUAAAUCAUCUGCUUCUAGUGGAGAUAAUGUACACCCAUACAUCACACUUAUUGACACUAAGGCUAAAAAAACUAUAGGAAAGACUAGAGUUAUAACUAACACAGACAAUCCUGAAUGGGAUGAAGAGUUCGAACUUACUUUGCCGGCCAACUCUACUUUAACAAUUUCAACAACAGUUUGGGAUCAAAGAUUUGGUACUCAUUCAAUUUGUGGACGUGCAUUACUACAAUUAGAUCCUAGAAAUUUCAAACAUGAUGGGCUUCCCCAAGAAAUAUAUCUUGAUUUAGAUUCUCAAGGUAGAGUUCUUCUCGAAGUUGCAGUAGAAAGUGAAAGGAUUGAUGCUAUCUUUGUAAUGGGUCGUGCUCAUAGAUGUUUGAAAAGAUCUCAAGAAAGAUGUAUUAAAUUGAUUGUUCAAAAGUUUUCUAGAUUUAUUCAUCUUUGCUUUUCGAGAAGUAACCUUAGAUCUAUAUGUGGCAACAAUGGUAAUAUUAAACCUACCCAAGAGCAGAUGGACGAUGCGAUGAAACCACUAUAUGAUUAUCUAAACUCCAAUUUAAGAGUUUUGGCGCAAUAUAUGUCAAAGCAAUUACUUUUAAAUGUCAUGUUGGCCGCGUGGUUUAUUGUUAUUUCUAGUGCCGAUGAAUUGUUACUUCCUAAACUUACAAGUGCAAAGACGUUCCAACUCUCAAGUAUGGGAUCCCACCUUACACCUCCCAACUCCAAUGGAAAUAGUGGAGGUUGGCAAUCUGCAGUCACAUCUGCAAUGGCGAAUGUGGGAAAUUCUAUCGGUAUAAGUGGAUUUGGGAAGCAGUUGACCAACCUGGAACUUGAAACUGUUUUCUCGUGGUUAAAUUACUUGUGUCUCGACUUUUUCCAUAAUGAUGGUAAUGGGCCACCAAUUAGGGAUCUUAAAAAUGAACAUUACCAAGCAUUACUUUUAUUGCCCGUUUACUAUGAUAGAGAUGUCGAAUUUCUUACACUGGAAGUUGAAAGAUUGUCUCCAUCAUUCGUUAAAUCGUUACGUGAUAGGAAUAACUUCGAGUCUAAUGAACCUCACAUCGGAAAGGUGGACACAAUAAGUCGAAGUAGAAGUAGGGCUGGUACCAUUGUUCGUAAUAAGACUAUACUUGCAAAUGCCACCGCAAAAUCGAGAGCGAAAGCCGAAAAAGAAGCCAAAGAAGCUAGAACUGAUCCUAUUAGUGCACAAACAGCUGCGGAAGAUAUUAUUUUGAGAUUGUUGCUCAUCAAAGAUCAGAAAGCUUAUGUGGCGAGAAGAUUAGAACAACGGGAAAGGUUGGCACAUAGUAUUGCGACCGAAAGGUUGGCUAGAGCUGCUGCAGAAGGUGUGUUUUCACGUAGGUAA